This is a messenger RNA of Camelus dromedarius (Arabian camel), 6746 nucleotides long. It is a transcript of the gene DUSP26, whose product is annotated as dual specificity phosphatase 26. The record is from RefSeq and is a predicted model, not a curated record. Gene Ontology annotation, molecular function: protein tyrosine/serine/threonine phosphatase activity; MAP kinase phosphatase activity. Gene Ontology annotation, biological process: negative regulation of MAPK cascade; protein dephosphorylation. The transcript is spliced from 4 exons. Lineage: Eukaryota; Metazoa; Chordata; Mammalia; Artiodactyla; Camelidae. Gene Ontology annotation, cellular component: cytoplasm. The coding region runs from base 166 to 984 and encodes 272 amino acids.
GCGGGGCCGCAGGGGAUGCGGGCUGCGUGGCCCACGCCUGCCUCCACUCGGGCCACCGGGUGUGAGACUGUGUCCCGGCGUGUGGCGCACACACACAUACACACGCGCACACACACACACAGAAACGAGCCCCGCUUCGACGUGCUUGUCAUGGCUUAAAAAUAGAUGCUAAUCCGUCAACCAGUCUGGCAGUGGCAGCCGCGGCGGCGGCGGCGGGAGAGUCAUGGCCGUGGGGCUGCCGGCGCCUGUGAUCUGCCUCCGGGACUGAGACCCGCGCCGCUUCCCGAGACACAGCUACCUGGGGACGGACCCCUCAUCACUGCUGCCACGGUUCCUGCCGCCUCUAAGAUGUGCCCAGGUAACUGGCUCUGGGCUUCAGUGACAUUUAUGGCCCGCUUCUCCCGGAGUGGCUCCAGGUCGCCUGUUCGCACUAGAGGGGCCCUGGAGGAGAUGCCAAGCGUCCAGCAUCCCUUCCUCAAUGUCUUUGAGUUGGAGAGGCUUCUCUACACGGGCAAGACCGCCUGUAACCACGCAGAUGAGGUCUGGCCUGGCCUCUACCUCGGAGACCAGGAAAUAGCCAGCAACCACCGGGAGCUGCGCCGCCUGGGCAUCACCCACGUCCUCAAUGCCUCUCACAGCAGGUGGAGAGGCACCCCUGAGGCCUACGAGGGGCUGGGCAUCCGCUACCUGGGAGUGGAGGCCCACGACUCGCCAGCCUUCGACAUGAGCAUCCACUUUCAGGCGGCCGCAGACUUCAUCCACCGGGCGCUGAGCCAGCCGGGAGGGAGGAUCCUGGUGCACUGCGCUGUGGGCGUCAGCCGGUCGGCCACCCUGGUGCUGGCCUACCUCAUGCUCUACCACCGUCUCAGCCUCGUGGAUGCCAUCAAGAAGGUCAAGGACCACCGAGGCAUCAUCCCCAACCGGGGCUUCUUGAGGCAGCUCCUGGCCCUGGACCGCAGGCUGCGGCAGGGUUUGGAGGCCUGAGGGAAGGGAGAGGGAGGUCCCUGGACCCCAGGAGGAGAGAGGAGGCCCAGGAGGCAGGUAGGGGGAGGUCUGGCUAAACCCUGCUCUCCUGUGGGCAGGAGAGUGAGAGGGCUGAGACAGGACCCCAGGCCACUGUUGCUGUUUGUCAGGAGGGGAUGGGGGGGUGAGGUUGGGCAGCGUGAUGAGCACCCAGGAGGGAGCUGACCAGGGAAGGCAGCUGGGCUGUAGGUAGAAAUGGGUCCUGGGAUACUGAUGCCGCUGGAUUCCAGCCAGGUGCUCCCGGGGAGUCACAGCCCUUUCCCCUCUUUGUGCUCAAGUGUUCCCCUCCGUCGUGCAUCAGAACAAAGGGACCAUCUCUGUCCUGUGCCUGUGCGGGGAGUCAGGGAUGCAGCAAGCACGCAUGUGAUGGUGUGGAGUUGUGCCGAGAUGGUUGGGUAGACAGACGGUGAAGAGAUGGUGUGAAAAGCUGAGGGAGAAACCCACAGACUUGUUACUCCAAACACAGGAGGAAGAGGUGUGGGAGGCUUGGCACUGUGCCCGAGGGUGCUGGUCGUGGCCCAGAACUGCAGAGGUGCAUGGCUGGGAGUCUUUAGAUAAUCACUCGUUUACUGGGUCCAAGUGUCUCCAGGAAAAAUAAAGAUGGUGAAUACAAAGUGGGCCUCCUGAAUCACUGGCAGCUUGUGUGAGGUCUGCACCCCUCUUCUGAGGACCUCACCUUGCUGGCGACAGCGCCAGUUUCUGACUCCCUCGUAAGGGUCAUAAGCUGCCAUCAGCCUUUAAACCUCCACUGGUUCUUAGGAGUCUGAUUUCACACUCCUGCUGCGAGCGAAAUCUUGAACUUGUUAUUUCCAGCUAUGGCCACACGGGGGCAGCAGAGGACAAAAAUUCAGGUUUUGCGAACACUUGGUGGUGUGACUCAGAGAGCACACCUUCCACCUCCCAAGCAUAAAAUUGGUUUCUGUUUACAAGGUCAGGUGUGCAAGAAAUAUAACUUUAUUUUUUCAAAGUCAACCUAAUUUCUAUAUCCAGCCUCCAUUCUAGUGGGAGAGCAGAAUAUUAAUCUUAAAUCAUCCCAGCCCUAAAUCCUACAUUCACAGGUUUGGGUUUUGCUUGGUCCCAAGAAAUUGGAGGGGAGGGAUGGAGAAGUGAUGUGCCUGCUUCCUCCUCUCAUCUUUCCAGUUUGCCUCCCAGGAGUGUAACAUAACCUCCUCAGUACAUUUAGACAAAGAACAGGUUCAACCACCAGAAAAAAUAGUAUGGUCUUUCUGUUACCCCAGCUCCCAAGCUGCCAGCCACCAUAUCUGUCCCCUUAAAAAAGAUGUGUUUUCAGGACAGAAUAUAUGCCCGAGUGGGAGAAGGGAAUGAGAUAUAAGAGGAAAUUUUUAAAAACGGGAAAAUCACUUAAUAGAUCUAAAGCAUAUAUUCGACCCCAAAGUACAGAAACUCAAUCUCAAAGCCAGAAGUUGCCUCUAUAGGUGAUCUAUUUCCACUCUCCAACAAGGCUUAAAGAAAUCAACUUUUCAGUAUGUUUGAUGAUAGGCAUUUAUUUGCUUGAACAUCUUUAAAAAUUUUUUUUUUAGUCAGGGAGGUAAUUCGGUUUAUUUAUUUAUUUUUAGCGGAGAUACUGGAGAUUAGAACCCAGGACCUCAUGCAUGCUAUACCCUCCCCCUUCUUGCUCUGUGUUUGAAGCCAGCUCUGGGGCCUCUCCUGUGUCCCCUCACUUUCAGCCUAACGAUUCUGAAGGUUUCCAAGGGUCUGCAUUUGUCAUAUUUCAAGUUUCCACCUGAGCCUGGCCAGUAUUGACAUCUCUUUCGAAUUGUGGCAACUAGAACUUGUCUCUGUGCUUCAGGCUAGACCUAUGGGGUAAGGGACCAGCGAGAGCUGUUGGCUGGUGCCUCCAAUUUUUAUUACUGUUAAGGGACAAUUUUAUCUUUUGGCGGGGGGACACCGUUUUAUGAAUAGUGAAUCCCAAUCAGUAUCGCUACUCUGUAAACGAGGCACUGAAACAGCAGAGGGAACACAUGAGGGAUUGUACAUAACGGACAAAACCUUUACAUUUUCUUACUGCGUUUAUACGACCAAUGCGUAUUUUAGCAAAGCUGAAUUCCUUAUUAAGCAAACAUUUUUGUAUAAGCUGCCUUCUCUUCUAUGUUUCUGCGCCUUUAUCUUUUGUUUGACUUACAGCAGUUGUGCCUGGAUAGCUUUAUCUUCUGCUCCUGUCUCCUGAGCUUUCUUAAGAUCAGUCAGUGCUUGGUCCUGUUCUUUUAAUCCUUGCCAUCCUUGCAUAGAGUGAGGGCUUCGCUAGGAAUGUUGACUCUAAUUAAACCGCACUGACUCCCUGUCAGAACCAUGGGCAGGAGGACUUACGCAUAACUAAAAUGAACCCAGAAAUAACUCGGGCUCUUAGAAGAACGGACUAUACCUAUGACCUGGGUAUAUGAUCUCGACCAGGGUAGACUACAAUAGAGGUGUCACCUCCUUUGUUCUAGUAAGUAUAUGACUACUAAUGUAACCCAACCCACAGCCACAGACCUAUUUUUGUUGUCUGAAUGUACCUCAGCUAAAUCCCCCCAGACUCCUUUCAAAUUGAAGGACUUAAGAUUUUAGCUCUAACUUCUCGGACAGAAGUAUAGCUACCAAAGUAUAUUUAACCAAAUAACAGCCUCCAGAUUUUCCUCCCAGAGCAGAUAGUAAAUUUUUUUAUUAUUUAACAAAGCCACAUUAUGACUCUGCCCAGACACUCCUCUGUCUUUACAGAUAUUAAGUCAUUUAAUCCUCGUUAAAAACCCCUUGAAGUGGCGUCAUUGUCAUUGCUUAGAAACAAGGAAACUGAGGUUAAGUAAUUCUUCCAAGGACAAACGAAUAGUGAGCAGCUUGAAGAGCUGGGAUUCAAACCCGGGUUCUCUGGCUCCAGAACAUGUGUGCAAGUAUCAGACUGCCACACAUCUCCCUCCACCAUGUAAGGGUGUGUGUGUGUCUUGGGGACCCACAUGGGUCACGGGAGGAAGGAAGGGGCACAGCCCGGUGGCCACACAGAAUCGGUCCUCCCGUCCUCCAAGGGGGCGGAGGGUGACACCUGUCACAGGGAGGUCUCACUCUCACUUGCCAAAACUGGCAUCCGGUUCUAGGGCAGUUGACUAGUUGGACCUAAGCAAAGGCUCUGAAAAUGAACAGGAAUAAAUAGGCUCUCGUUCGAUGCAGCCUGUGCCUCCAGCCGGCUGAGCCUUUGGGGAGCUGCGACUCGAGCCCAUCUGGCCAACCUGUCCUGCCUGCCCCGGCCUUGGCUGCCCCCUGAGGUUGACUCAAACCCUCAGGGCAGGCCCUGGGGCCUGGGGAGAGGGAGGGAUGUUUGCCCAGGCCCUCACCCUGUAAUUAAUCCCAGCUGAGAAGUUUGCCAGGGAGGGCGGUGAGCAAACACUGCUGUGUGUGGGCCCCGGGCAGCACACGGAGCUGGCAGCAGACUGCCGGUGCCUGGAGAGGGCGCCGCGUGGCUGCGCCGAAGGCCCCACUCAAACAGGUCCCUUGGGAAAGGAACCUCGUACACUGCUGGUAGGAGUGCAAAUUGGUGCAGCCACUGUGGAAGCCAGUAUGGAGGUUUCUUAAUAAACCAAAAAUAGAACCACUAUAUGACCCAGCAAUUCCACUCCUGGGUAUUUAUCUGAGAAAAAUGAAAGCACUAAUUCAAAAAGAUACACACACCCCAGAGUUCAUACCAGAACUAUUUACAAUAGCCAGGAUAUGGAGGCAACCCAAAUGUCCAUGGAUGGGUGACUGGAUAAAGAAGAUGUGGCAAACAUAUAUAUAUACACACAACAUAAUACUACUCAGCCACACACAAAAAAGAAUGAAAUAUUGCCAUUUGCAACAACAUGGAUGGACCUGGAGGGUAUUAUGCCAAGUAAGUCAGACAAAUGCUAUAUGAUAUCACUUACACGUGGAAUCUAAAAAAUGAAACAAACUAGUGGAUAUAACAAAACAGAAGCAGACACAGAUAUAAAGAACAAACUAGUGGUUACCAGUGGGAAGCGGGAAGGAGAGAGGGGGGCAAGACAGGGGUGAGGGAAGAAGAGGCACGAACUGCUAUGUGUAAAAUAAGUUACAAGGAUAUAUUGUCCAGCAUAGGGAACAUAGACAACAUUUUAUUAUAACUGUAAAUGGAAUAUAACCUUUAAAAAUUGUGCAUCACUAUGUUGUACACCUGAAACUUACAUAAUAUUGUAAACCAACUAUAUUUCAAUUUAAAAAAAAAAAAGAAAAUAGAAGGGGGAAAAAAAGAAAAAGAAAAAGAAAAACAAAACAAAACAGAUCCCUUAAGGAAAAGGAAGCCUGAAUGGAGAAGGGUGGGCCAGGUUACAGGAAAGAUAAACCCUGUUUACCACAGGUUUGUAUCCUCAGAACUUUUCUGAGGAAGGAGGAGGAGCAAAACAUUGAGAAGUUUAGGGAAGAGCCCUGUUCAUGCCCUAAACCCUGUGAAUUUGUGCCCUCCUGUGGCAAAGGGGAUUUAGAUGUGAUUAGAACUCCAGCCUUGCAGUGGGGCGGUUUCACUGGCGGAUCCGGUGGGUCUAAUUACAUGGGCCUUUAGAAGCAGAAAGCCUUUUCAAACUGUGGUGAGAGAUUCGAUGUGAGAACUGGACCCUGUGAUGCCUUUGAAGACAAGGAUGAGGGGGUGGUUGUGAACUGCGGGACGUUAGCACCUCUAGAAGCUGGAAAAGGCAAGAAAAUGGAUUCUCCCCUCCAUCUUCCAGAGAAGAAGGCAGCCCAGGUGACGACUUGAUUUUAGCCCAGUGAUCUACAAAACUGUAAGAUAAUAACUUGCAUUGUUUCAGCUAUUACGUUUGUGGUGAUUUGUUACAACAGCAACAGGAAACUGGUCAAAGCCCCUUGAUGCGCCGUGAAGACCCUUCCCCGUGAACAUUGAGCCACCAAUUAAAAACGUAGGGUUAAUCUUUAUGUUGAUUUUAAAAACCAAGAACUAGGGACACAUACCCCAGGGAGGAAGAUUGGGCAAGAGCUCUACAUCGGAGAGCAGAACUCACCAGCAGAAGGCGCCCUGUCUUCUGUGCCAAGUUUCAAUAACUGGGAAACGCUGACACAAUGCUGGGAUUUCCAAUCUCUCUUAGGGUUUUGAAAGGGACAGUGAGCUCAUGUUUGCUGACAGCCUGAGUCGGGGCCAUCUCCCUGAGACAAGGACCCGCCUGGCACUAGCCACCACUAUUUUCUUCCACUGCACCUGCCUUACUCCUUAAGAUGAUUUGCCUCCAACUCUGGGGUUAAUCAACCCUGCACCGCUGCAUCCUAACUGUAACGAGGCAGGACCCUGUGGGGCCCCCCAGGGUCAGACCCCGCCCCUACAUCCUCUGCUGUGGCUCCCCCCUGAAGCACCCAGAUAAUAUUAGCAUCUUAUGUAUAUAUUUCCUGAGUUUUUCAGUUGCUUGAAACCACCACCAAAGGGAAGAAAUUAACUACUUGAGGAACAGGGGCACGUGGCCCCCAGGCCUUCUGGCACCUGGGGGUUGAUAGUGUUGAACUCCCUGUUGUGCCAACAUCAACCAGAGGACUGUGCACUAGCUGAUCACACACCCUGUGACCCCCCUCCCUCACCCGGCCAUUAAAUAUGCUCUGCUGACACCCUCUGGAGAGUUCGGCAUUUUCUUGGGCACGAGCCACCCCGUCCUCCUUGCUCCAACUUACGAUAAAUCUUUCUCGGCUCCGAACUCAUGUUUCAGUUUGUUUGUCCUCAUGGCACAGCGGGCACACGAACC